CAGAAGGGACGGGGAGCCGCCGCUCAUUAAAGGCUGGAUCCCCUUCAUUGGGAAGGCUCUGGAGUUUGGACAAGAUGCCUACAAGUUUCUGGAAACACAGAAGAAGAAGUUCGGAGACGUUUUCACGGUUCACUUAGCAGGUAAAUACAUGACCUUCAUCAUGGACCCGUUACUGUACCCCAGCAUCAUCAAACAUGGCCGCCAGCUGGACUUCCACGAGUUCGCCGCCAAGGUGGCGCCCGUCACCUUCGGCUACCCGGUCGUGGUCCCGGCCCUGCAGGACCAGAUCUACCGCACCUUCAAACUGCUCCAGGGGGACAACCUGGCGGCGCUGACAGAGAGCAUGAUGGGUAACCUCAUGCUGGUGUUGCGCCAGGAUCACCUGGGCGAGCGGGGCGCGUGGCGCCGCGCCGCCCUGUACGACUUCUGCAACGCGGUGAUGUUCGAGGCCACGUUCCUCACCAUGUACGGCCGGCCGCCGGCUCGUCGCCAUGGCGACAUGGCCGCCCUGCGGGACGACUUCGUCCGCUUCGACAACAUGUUCCCGCUGCUCAUCGCCGGCGUCCCCGUCCGGCUGCUGGGCCGCACCAAGGCCGUCCGCGACAAGCUGAUCGGCUACUUCCUGCCGCACAGGAUGUCCUGCUGGUCCGGCACGUCGGAGUUCAUCAGGACGCGGGCGGAGCUGUUCGAGCAGCACGGAGCGCUGAGGGACGUCGAUAAAGCAGCGCACCACUUCGCCAUCCUGUGGGCGUCGGUGGGGAACACCGUCCCCGCCUCCUUCUGGGCCGUGUACCACCUGGCGAGCCACCGGGGGGCGCUGCAGCGCGUCCGCCAGGAGGUCCUCGCCGUGCUAGGGCUCCACGCAGACCAGUUCAACGGAGACGUGGACCUGGUCCUGGACCGGGGGCAGCUGGAGAAACUGGUCUAUCUCGAGAGCGCCAUCAACGAGAGUCUCCGCCUGUCCUCGGCCUCCAUGAACAUCCGCGUUGCUCAGGAGGACUUCAGCCUGUCGCUGGGCGCCGAGCGCUCCGUGGGCAUCAGGAAGGGGGACUUCAUCGCCCUGUACCCCCAGAGCAUGCACAUGGACCCCGACAUCUACGACCAGCCGCAGUCGUUCCGAGCGGACCGCUACGUCCAGGACGGCCGGCUGAAGACGGACUUCUACAAAGCCGGACAGAAGCUUAAGCAUUACCUGAUGCCGUUCGGCUCCGGUUCCACCAUGUGUCCCGGGCGCUACUUCGCCAUGAACGAGAUCAAACAGUUUGUGUGUCUGCUGCUGCUCUACUUCGACCUGCAGCUGGAAGAGGACCAGAGCCGCGCCACGCUGGACCAGAGCCGCGCCGGGCUGGGCAUCAUGCUGCCCGCCGCCGACGUCCGCUUCCGCUACAAAGCCAUCUGACCGCUAACGGUCUCCCGCUCCCGCUAACGGUCCGCCCGCUAACGGUCCUGCCGCUAACCGUCUGUCACCAUGUCACCAUGUCAUGUUAUAUCACCAUGUCACCAUGUCAUGUUAUAUCACCAUGUCACCAUGUCACGUCACCAUGUCACCAUGACAUGUCACCGUGUCACCAUGUCAUGUCACCAUGUCAUGUCACCAUGACACCAUGUCAUGUCACCAUGUAAUGUCAUGUCACCAUGUCAUGUCCCCAUGUCAUGUCACCAUGUCUCCAUGUCAUGUCACCAUGUCCCCAUGUCAUGUCAUGUCCCCAUGUCACCAUGUCAUGUCACCAUGUCAUGCCCCUACCUGUAUAUUGAGCCAUUCUCUCAUAGGAACAUCAGAUUAUACCGAGGUGAAAAUAAGAAACUGAGCACUGAUAUCAGCGUAUA
Molecule: messenger RNA, 1827 nt
Organism: Etheostoma cragini (Arkansas darter)
Lineage: Eukaryota; Metazoa; Chordata; Actinopteri; Perciformes; Percidae
Gene: cyp7b1
Product: cytochrome P450 7B1
Exons: 5
Coding region: 149-1399 (416 amino acids)
Biological process (GO): bile acid biosynthetic process; cholesterol homeostasis
Molecular function (GO): oxidoreductase activity, acting on paired donors, with incorporation or reduction of molecular oxygen; steroid hydroxylase activity; heme binding
Source: RefSeq, a predicted model, not a curated record